AUGGAAUGUAGAUAUUUAGGAGUUUGCCUUCAAUGUGCUAUAAAUACCAUAUCUAACACAAUCUUUAAGCUAAAGCAAUUGUUAAUGAAUUCUUUUGUGAUUAUUAUUUAGAAGUUUGUAAAGUCAAAUGUCUAUUUUAAAAGGAUGAGGAAAAUAGGAAGAUUAAGAAAAAGAAGAUGA
Molecule: messenger RNA, 180 nt
Organism: Paramecium sonneborni
Lineage: Eukaryota; Ciliophora; Oligohymenophorea; Peniculida; Parameciidae
Source: the annotation of a GenBank genome assembly